AUGCGUGUUAUUGGAGCUAUAUUAGGAUGGAUAUUACUGGCCUGGCAACCUGGCAAAGAUUACUCCGACGGUAAGUAUGCCUAAGUAGCUAUUUACUAAGGCUGGAUUAGCGCUAACUUUAGGUUCAAAAAUUUAGCCCGCUGGGUUUUGUUUUGUAUUUCUGUAUGUCCUUUCAAAACCUCUGCAGGGGCCUGUUGUUCAAAGCUGGAUUAACACUAAUCCUCGGCUAAAGUUUAACCCGCUGUUUUGGUUUGGAUACAAUUGCACUUCUGUUUAUUUCAAAAGUUUGAAAAAGAAAACUUCUAUUGAUUCAGACAUGAAUGUGGAAAACUAUCUUCGUGUUGUUGGGAAGAUUGCUUUGCGUAUAAUUGUUCGUGUUCACAUAAUUAUAAUUAUAACUCUUCAAAAGUGCAACCAGUUUUGCCUAAUAAAGGACAAGGUUCAGAUUUAUGCAUAUAUAAGAACUAUAAAUCUGCUAUAAUCUUUCUUUUUUUCUUUAAUGGCGCCGGUUGUUCAAAGCUAGAUUUGCGCAAACCAAACUUCUGUUGAUCUAGACAAGAUUUCUGAAGAAAUAUCUCCAUGUUUAUAAGUGGCUGUUUGGAAGAUUGCUUUGACGAAUUUUCUUAACCCGGGAUUAAGCUAACCGGCUUUCGAAAAACCGGACCCUGGAGUAUGUUUUCUGUCAGGGCGGACAGAGCUGUCAGACCUAGGGCUGGAGAACUUUGGGACUCUGGAAUUACUAAGGGGCCCCGGAAUUUCGUACGAAGGAGGACAGAUUCAGGCUAUUUCGUUAUGCUGAAAAUUCACCUGGCUUCUGAGCAGCCUAUAUGAUACGUGAUUGGGCCUUCCAAGCAAGCUAUUCGUUCGUAAGCAUUUUUUGAUGGGCUUAUACAUGGAGGGGAUUAUAUACAGGGGGGAGGCUUACAUGCAGGUGACAUUUGAUAUUGGUAAUAAUAUUUAUUGUACCUGUAAAAUUAUAUACAAAAAGAAGUAGCCCAUGGCUUAUACAUGGAGGGGCUUAUAUUCGGAAUAGCCGAACUUCUCGUUCCCAUAUUCCUCAAGAGGCGUGCAGAUUUUAGACUUGCUCUCACUCUUCAUUUGCGCGCACCCUUUAGGCCUUUACCAUAUAGUCUUUGUUCUGCGCCCUUUACUAUAAGGAGUAGACCAUUAGAUAUUCUGGGGUGGGGUGGCAGAUCCCCCCACAAGAGCGGAAUUUGAAAACAAAUUGUAGGGAAAGAAAUCCUGCAACACAUGCAGUAUACAGAAAGAAAUAUAUUUUAAAAAAUUCUGCAUCGCUCCUACACUAGCCCGCGUGCAGGCCCAAGAAUAGUGGGCCUGCAAGCAAGGCCCAGUAUUUUGUAAAACGCCCCUUUUCAUAACACGCCCCAUUCGCGCGUCAAUUGUCAAAAAAGAACCAAUGACAGCAACCCAAAUAGUAACAAACAAACUCGCAUUAAAAUAUUGCGGGGUUUUCUCUGCUUUAAUAUUCAAAAUAUAAACAAUGUAUAUUAAAAUGUCUGUGUUUUAACUCCAAAAAAACGGCAAGCAACGCAGUCAGUAUUAAAUUGCCGAAUUUGCAAGUGCUCAUUUUCAACUAAAAUCGGAACAGGCAAAUUAGGACGAAUUUUGAACAGAAAACCAGUCUCAAACUUCAAAUCGUGAGGGAAGUCCUGCGACCACAUUUGCUUUAGUGUGUGCUUCGCUGUCGCCAUUGUUAUAAAUAAAUUGUCUCAUCAGAUCGUGUAUGUAAUUCUUGUUGGCGGCGGAAAGUACGAAAUUUAUUUAAUAAUAAUAAUUUAAUAAAAUACCGAUUUGUAACCUGUAGGUUAAAUUACAUCAGUAAAAAGUCUCAUUAUACUACAAUAUAAAUAUCUAAAUGCAUUAAAUUAUUCAUAACUUCAGUUGAAAAAGUUAUAGAGUUCAAAUUUAAAAAUAUUAAAAUUAUGGUCUAUUCAUAUGUGAAACCAUCUGUGGAAAAAACGAUUUCAUAAAUCUGUCCGUUUUACAACUAUAGUUAUUAUAAUCGCUUCCAUAACGUGUAUUAUAGUUAUGAUCAAGUUUAGGCGGUAAGAGGUCACCCAAUUUGUCUCCAUGUGCAUUUUUAACAAAAAAACGUUCGCAUAAUAAUCGCCGCCGAUCUUUCAGUAAGGGUAUACCAGUAAUACUGCAAGCUUCUCUUUAAGUAGCGAAUGGCAAGACAAUACGCAGAGCCCGUUUCUGGAGUUUUUCGAUAUCUUCACUUAGGUAUUCUGUAAUAUUGAAGUGCCAAACUUGGCAGGCAUAUUCGAGUACUGGUCUGAUAAUGGUGCAGUAUACCAAAAUUAGAAUGCUAUUGUCGGCAUUUGAUCGUUUUAACAACCUUCGCAUAUAAAGGCGUUUUCCCGCUUUUUUAACAAUAUGGUUCACAUGCUCGUUCAUUUCAAAUCAUCUUGAAUUGAAAGACCAAGACUUUACCCGCUCAAUACCAACGUUAUUUAUAGUUAACGGUAAGAACUCAUGUUUUUCUCUUGCAAAGUCAAUUACCAUUUCCUUACAUUUGCCGAUGUUGAGCUUCAUAUUAUUAACUUCACACCAAUUAUAGAUAACAUUCACUAGAUCUUGUAGUUCACUACUCUCAGUUGAUGUAACUCGUUCAGCAAACGUACUGUCAUCAACAUACUUCCAUUUCAGUUAUUUCAUUUGGUAAAGAACUCUACAAAAGAAGAGAGCGUUCAGAGUCCAGAUUGUUUCGUUUCAAACGGCAAUUAUCGUAUUCUGUUUCGCUCUUUCAGCGAAGCCUUGCAAAUCGCAAAGUGUUUCGAAUAGGCUUACAUGCAACUGCCUCUAAAUCUUCAACGCGAAAAGCGCUGUUUUCUUCAGUGCAAGAUCAACCAAAAGAUAAUUUUCUUGAGGAACAUAUAUAACGUAUCAAGUCGGUUUGAAAUUAAUGAAACUCGGGUAAAGGUUACUAUAGUUUACUCCAGUCGUAAUGAUACUAAUGUUGCUAUUCCAACACUUCACGACAAGCAAUCCCCAUUGGCAUAACGGCAAAAAUAUCUCUUCCUUCAAGUAAACAAUAAAAGUGUGUUCUUGUUUUAAUCGAAAAAAGUGAUCAAUUUUCGAAUUUUAAGCUUAUCGAGAGCCUUUGUGAUGAAUCACUGAUCUAAUUAUAUAAUCCAACAGCAAACAGCCAAUCAGAAUGCCGCGUUCGUGGGCGUACGCGGAAAGUACAAAAUACCGGGCCUCGCUUGCAGGCCCACUAUUCUUCCCUUGGGCCUGCACCCGGGCUACUCCUACACCGUAAAAAGUGAACUUGAAGAAAAUGUUUUUGCAAGGAAAAUUUCUCGUGGCCCGUCCCAGGACAUUCCUAAAAACGCAGAUAGAUGGCAGACGUGGACAUUGCGUAAGCAUGCAAAAGGUUUUGUAGAUGGAAAUUGUGAAUGUGAAUUUUGUACAUUUAUUAUACCUAACCAGGAACAGUUGCAAAAAAUGCAACUAUAUAGGCCUUCUGGCAGGAAUCGAACCUGUGCUCCUUUGAUUCCGGUGCAGCGCUCUAACCAACUGCCCUCCCAGAUGUCCUACUCCCCACCCCCGUCAGCAUUAAGGCCCGUUUACACUUGCAAUUUUUACCGCGAUUUCUAGUGCGAUUUUCUCCUUCUGAUGGAUGUGAACGAGCAGAUGAGUUACGAAUGUUCGGAGGAUAUGUACCCUCAUCUGAACAUUCAUAACUUAUCUACUCGUUCACAUCCAUCAGAAGGAGAAAAUCGCACCUCAAAUCGCAGCAAAAAUUGCAAGUGUAAACGAGCCUUUAGGUGAGAACGUAUUGAUCAAAAAUCGCGGCUUUAUUAUUAUUUAGGCAUUGGAUUUUUGGCCGACAUGUUGGUUGACAAUUUUGUCCACCGACAUGACGGCCUAAAAUCAAAUCCUAAAACGAGGUCUAAUAAAAAGUGGAAGAAAAUUAUUGUUUUUAUUAUGUUUUUAGUCAGUCUAUUUGAUGAACAACCGACUCCCGAGUUAUCUGGACCCCCAGGGAAGAACCAUUUACCAGGAUGCAAUGUUUCUCAGAUACCACAAUGUGUGGGAUACAAGGAUAUCAGUCC
Molecule: messenger RNA, 4079 nt
Organism: Paramuricea clavata
Lineage: Eukaryota; Metazoa; Cnidaria; Anthozoa; Malacalcyonacea; Plexauridae
Source: the annotation of a GenBank genome assembly